This is a messenger RNA of Micropterus salmoides (largemouth bass), 3341 nucleotides long. It is a transcript of the gene ogfr, whose product is annotated as opioid growth factor receptor. Gene Ontology annotation, cellular component: membrane. The record is from RefSeq and is a predicted model, not a curated record. Gene Ontology annotation, molecular function: opioid growth factor receptor activity. Lineage: Eukaryota; Metazoa; Chordata; Actinopteri; Centrarchiformes; Centrarchidae.
AGCAUCAGUACUGCAGCCGCCAUCGGUGCCGCUGUCUGACAUGGUAGACUGGAAAAGACGGUUGGUCAGGGCUGUCCCCGUCUAAGCUGAACAUGCAACUGUGACUUGAUUCGUGGCCGUUUCUAGCACUGAACCAAGUUACACAUUUAUUUAGCUUUAGCUAGUCAUUUUAAUAAUGGAGGACGACUGUGUUUGCGAUUACGACUCGACCUGGGACACAGAGAGUGAUGGAGACGACCCGGCCGGAGAGAGCCAAACCCGUCGGUCAUGUCAAGACAAAAACAAGUCUGGCUGGACUUUGAGUUCGUGGCAUAAUCCGUCCAGAAACAUGAGGGCAGCAAAGGACAUGCAGAACUACAGAAGAGGAUAUCCAAAUCUAACAGAUGAAGAGUGCUCAGAAGACAAAAUGAACAAUUUGCAGUUUUAUCUCAAUAAAUUUCCCUCCGCUCCCGAUGAGGUCUUCAUUGAAUCAUUUCUUAGGGAUUGGAAAAAUGACUACAAAAGACUGGAGAGAGUUCACUCAUACAUUCAGUGGCUGUUUCCACUGCGAGAGCCGGUUAAUUACAUGGCUUCAGAACUCACCAAGAAGGAAAUUGAGGCCUUCAGGAAUAAUGAGGACGCCAAAAGGAGACUAGUCGAGUCCUAUGAACUCAUGUUGGGCUUCUAUGGCAUCCGUUUGGUCAACAAAGAGACGGGGGAAGUGAAACGAGCAGAAAACUGGAAGGAGCGAUUUGGAAACCUGGAGCGGAAUAUGCACAACAACCUGCGCAUCACACGCAUCCUGAAGAGCCUCGGAGAGCUGGGAUUUGAGCACUACCAGGCCCCACUUGUGCAAUUCUUUCUGGAAGAGACUUUAGUAAAGAAGACCCUUGGCAGUGUUAAACGCAGCGUGCUUGACUACUUCCUGUUUGCUGUCCGGGCCAAGCAGGAACGCAAGGACCUUUUGCGCUUUGCCUACCUUAACUUUGAGCCAAAGGAUAAGUUUGUGUGGUGUCCCAGAAAGAUUCAGAAGCAAUUCAGGAAUAUGGAGAAAAAAUCUGAGACUGCUGGUAAUGGAGAUGUAAAAGAAGAAGCAAAUUUACGGGGUAAAAGCAAAGAAGGAGAAGCAGUAGUGCAAGUGAAAGAGGACGGACUGGAUAAUGUUUCAAAGACUCCGAAAGGACCUGAUAAAACACCAAGUAAAGACAAAAACAAACUGCCUGAGGCCUCCCCUGAGCCAAAACCAGACACUGAAGCUGUGGAAAAUGGAGAUGCAGAGAAUGAUUCUAAUAAUAAAAUGUUGAAUGGAAUUGACUCUGUAGAAGAUGAUGGUGAAAUGGAUCAGUCGCAUAGUUCUGAGACUUUGAUGGGAGAAGGCAAGCCCUCUGCGGAAACCGAGGAAGACCUUACUAACAAUCCGAAAGGCAUCAUCCCGGAAACAGACAGCAGUAGGCAAACAGAUGGCGAUACAGACACUGAAAAACCACCGAAGAAGAAGAGAGAAGAUAAGGUCCUGCCAAGCAACGGCUCUGCUGGGGACUUUGCUAGUGGGCAGGUGGAGGAAAAAGCUGGCACUAAAAAAGCCACUGGUCAAACAAGCCCGUCAGCGCAAACUGUCCCUAAGACUUCAAAACUCACUCCCAGUGAUUCUUUGGGAAGGAAAAUCCCAAGGACUAAGUGUAGUAAAGUGCUAGGAAAAAAGGAAGAGGAAGAAACGUCACAGGCAAAUGUGUCCGCAACAAAUGGGUCACAGACGAGCACCGAAAAAGGUGUGGAGGAACAGACAAAUGAUAUGGAAUCAGUUCCCUCAAGCUCAGAUUAAAAUGUGGGGAAUUCAUGAAUUUAUUGGAGGAAAUACUUAAUUUCAGCUUAAAUUAAACAUAAUAUAGGGCCAGAGUAUGACUUCCUGGGCCUUAACUCUGCGAUAGUCGAUGUUUAGAUAUUGAUUCUUUUCACUUUGAAGGAGUAUAUGAAUUCAUUAACUUACUAAAUGUGGGGCUGGGUGUGACAAUAUUAAAGGAUAAGGCUGGUGAUAUUCUCUAUUUUUGUUUUUGUCAACAAAUCCCAUGAAAAGAUCAAAACCAGCAAGAGACCCAGCAGACUGCUGCGACAUGCAAGGCGAAGGUCACAUGUGCGAAGGGGACGGCAGGCUAAUUUCCGCUAGGCUUGCUAGCUUGUCUACUCACACAACACUCCUUAGAAAUGUAGUAAAACUCAAUAUAAAAGAAAACAAUGUGAAACGAGAGACUUCCACCAACUCUGUUCACAAUUUCUGGGGAAAAUAUCAGAUAAUGAAUAGCGCACAGCUCUAUGCUAUUUCAGUUAAACAACAAGAAAUUUCGGACCAAGUGUGUCUAUUGUAACAUUUUUAAAUAAAAAAAAUCACAAAGCCUGCUGUAAAACAGCAGCGCUACCCUGUUGGUCACGUGACCUUUGCCUUGCAGGUCGUAGCCGUAGAGUCCAUCUCAGUACUUUCUGACUUCCUGAACGCGUCUGUGGCUCUCAGCUCCAAGCUCAUUGGUUCCUAUUGACGUGAAUCUAACUUAUUUUACAGUAGGUUUUAUCACAUUAUUCAAAUAGGAGUAAAGAAGUUAUAAAAUAAGUAUUCACAGUAGCAUGACAGUGUAUGUGGGAAUCACUCAAACUGUAGUGCCCAUGUUUAUUGUAAUGAAGGAACAUGUCAGCCAGUAGUGGAGUGUUGUUACUUAUUCCUCUGGCACAGAGAUACUGUAUCAGGAUUUGGAUACGCAGACAAUACUUGUAAGUGGGAUAAAUACUUAUUGGUUGUUUUUGUUUUUUCUAUUGGAGUCAUCCACAGAAGAAAAAUAUAGAAUACCACAAGACUUAUCCUUUUAGGUAGUAAUGCCUAAUACUGUCAGCAACUGAUAUUUAAUAUCUACAGAAUACAUAAAGCACUGUUAUUUAUGUAUAUCAAUGAAAUGAUGGUUUCAGCAUUUUAAACACCUUAAUUAUUUCACAAUUAAAGAUUAUUAUUUAUGUAUAUCAAUGAAUUGAUGGUUUCAGGAUUUUUAACACCUUGAUUCUUUCACAGUUGAAGAUUUUGUUUUGCACUGAAAAAUAAUUAAUCGGAAGAGCUUUUUCUUCUUCUUUCUGGGCUGUUUUUGUGUGCGUUCUGUACUGGUUUGCGUUUCUGCUGGACCCUGCUGUAUAAAAGGACUGAAGAGUGAACGACACUUCAGUUAUAUUUCAAUAGUGUUGCACAGUCUGUAUGUUUUCAUGCAGAUUUGGAAAAUAGACUUUUGAACAACUGAAAGCCUUGCCAAAAAUGUGAUAAGACUGGUUGAUUGUACAAUAUGUAUGUCUUCUCGGCAGAACUGAUAAAGCUUUGGCUCUAAUUUAAA